Messenger RNA from Racocetra fulgida, 1211 nucleotides. NCBI's taxonomy places the organism in Eukaryota, Fungi, Glomeromycota, Glomeromycetes, Diversisporales, Gigasporaceae. The record is from the annotation of a GenBank genome assembly.
GGAUAGCCGGAGCCGUGAUCGAUACUAUUCACGUAAUGAUAGUCAUGACCGUAAUGUAUCAAGAGAUUAUUCAUAUAGAAGUCGACGUUCCCCAUAUCGAGAUUACCGUUCUCGUAGUAGAAGCCGCGAAAGAUCUUUUAGAAAUAAUUAUACAAGAUAUAACCAAGAUAAUUAUUCUUCAGAAUAUAGAAGAAACUAUCGUUCCCCUGAACAUCAAAGAAGUAACCAUUCUCCAGAAUAUCGGAGAAAUUAUCAUUCUCCAGAAAAUCGAAGAACAAGAAAAUCAAAAUGAUCAAACUUAUGUGCAACUCUUAGCGAGGCAAAUUUGUAAUUUAACUCAUCAACUCGAAGCUUUGCAAGCUGGAAGAUCAGGUUUUACACAAACUAUUACACCUAUUAGCACUGAUGGAGUUGAAAUACAAGACACUGAUCGACAGCCAACAAGCGUUCCUACACCCAUUAGAACUUCUCCCCGAAUGAGCGAAUUGAACUUACCAUCAUCUCAUAUCAAUGAACCGAAAAAAUUAUCUUCUCGAUUUUGUUCUGAUGAACACCUUAAACCAAUGGAUCCGAUCUUUAAGCAGGUGUUUCGUGAUGAAGUUGUUUCAAUUUUGGAUCAAUUGCCAAGAUCACAUCAAUUUAAAAUAACUAAACAUUUUAGCCAGCAACUUGAUCAUAUUACUUGCUUUACAGUGCCAGCAAUUAAAGAAAAAAUUAGUCCUGCAUUAUUAUUUACCGAUAAUGAAUUAAUUGCAGUUUUAAAACAGCUUCAUAAGAGUCGUCGUGGUGUUUGGAAGAAUGAUCGGCGGGAUCUUGUAGAUGAAUCUCGAAAGCGAAAACACCCUCCUACGCUUCAUUGGAAUGAAUAUUUACGUGAUUUAGAGUAUGCAGUGAAUGAUACUUCUUUACAAUCAGGAGAAGAAUCUGACACAGAUGAAGAAUUGGCAGAUAAUGAACGAGAAAAUGACGAAAGACCAGAAAAUAUUCUGGAUACAAAUAGAACUAAUUUAAUUCGAAAAAGGUGGCAUGAUGAUAAUUAUGUUGAUUACAAAAGCCGUCCAAAAAAAGAUAUACCGUUUUGGUGGAUUUCCACAAGAUGGUCUUCCAAUAUUGAAUACAGUGACAAUGAAGAGGUUGAGAAAAGUAGUAAUAGAAAAAAUAAGGGAAGGGACAAUUACAUGAAAAAUGCCGAAAUUAUGCAACUUGAUUAA